GUGUGUGGCUGCUUGGUGAUGGCGAGGUGCAGGGAGCCACGGCUGUGGCCCCAUCUCUGGGUGUUUGGGGUUGAGGACACAGCCUGGGCACUGCCACCCAUCCCCCUGCUUUUGCAGCCCCCACCCCAAGCAGAGCCAUCCCUGCAGCAUCCCAUGCUUGCAGUGGAUGCCACUGGAUGUCACCCUUGUGCUGUGUGUGCCCAUGCCGGCCCCACGCCUGUCCCCACAGCCACCCUCACCCCACACACGUGUGUGCACACACAUGCACAGCCCCCAGCCUUGGCCCCUGGGGAUUUCUCAACCCCUGCUGAGGGAGAAGAGGAGCCCAUCCAGAGCAAACCUGGCAAUGGGGAAAGGGCUCCGAGGCUGGGCCCCCUCCCUGCGGCCGCACCACCACUGACCUUUGCACAAGCGGCCGUUGGAGAGGAUAUAAAGUCAGAACUUGGGGCAGCCCCCACUGAGCAAAGCCAAAGCACAGCGUGGCCAGCCAUGAAGGUCUCCAUCCUGCUCCUGCUCAUCUGCACGGCCAUCCUGGCGGUGGGAGCACGAGCUGAUGCUCCCGAUAAGACGGACGUGGUGGUGAAGAAGGUGCAGGAGUACGUCAAGCAAGCCACUGAGGCAGUCAAGACGGCCUUCACCACAGUGCAUGAGUCAGAGGCAGCUCAGCAAGCCAGGAGGUGGCUGUCAGACAAUGCCAACCUGGUGAAGCAGCAGCUGGCACGGCUGAAGGAGCAGCUGGCUGAACUCUGGAAGCUGACGCCGACCGCGUAGCCCGGCUGUGGGCUGGUGGGGGCUGACUGGGUGCGGGUCCUGUCCCCCAUCCCACACACAGCACCAUUUUCCUUUUGUUGUGGUUCUUGAAAUAAAGUGGAG
Molecule: messenger RNA, 873 nt
Organism: Phasianus colchicus (ring-necked pheasant)
Lineage: Eukaryota; Metazoa; Chordata; Aves; Galliformes; Phasianidae
Gene: APOC3
Product: apolipoprotein C3
Biological process (GO): lipoprotein metabolic process; lipid transport
Cellular component (GO): extracellular region
Molecular function (GO): lipid binding
Source: RefSeq, a predicted model, not a curated record